Molecule: messenger RNA, 498 nt
Organism: Capsella rubella
Lineage: Eukaryota; Viridiplantae; Streptophyta; Magnoliopsida; Brassicales; Brassicaceae
Product: protein PXR1
Exons: 1
Coding region: 124-327 (67 amino acids)
Source: RefSeq, a predicted model, not a curated record
ACCCAAUCAGUUCUCUACUUUUCAUUAAAGCUUGGUUUUUAAGUUAGCAAAUGUGUAAAUGUGUGAGUGAGAGAAAAAGAAGAUAAGUGAGAGAGAGAGAGGGAGAGAGAGAUAUAGAGAGAAAUGAAGUUCUUGUUUCAGUGUCCAUGUUGUUCUUGCUUCUGCUUCAUGAAACCAAAGCAGGGCAAACCAAAAGCUGUGGGAGAUACAAAACCAAAGGAAGAGAAGAAGAAAGAGGUGAAGAAAGAGGAGAUCAAGAAAGAGGAGAAGAAAGAAGAGGUCAAGAAAGAAGAGAAGAAGGAGACCAAAGCUGAAAAGGCCGAGUGAAGUGAAAACAGACUACAUUGAAAAAGAAAAUGUAAUUAAUUAUCAUCCCAUUUUCAUCUUUAAUUUCUAUGCUAUUUGAUGAUUAUGAAUUUGCUCAGGUAAUAAUAACAUGUAUUUUUUUAUGGUUUAGUUACUUAUAUAUUAUAUCAAUGUGGCUUGUUUGGAUUUACU